CUCCUUAGUUGGGAUAAAAGGAUAAGGUAAUCAAAAACCAUUGUGCGUCUCUUGGCCUCAUACUUUGAUGCUUUAACUAAGUUCCCUGCUAAAGGCAAUGAAAAUGAACACCAACAUGCUCUCUACCUACCCAAAACACUUCACUACAAUCCCAAUACCAAUUUCCUCUAAAUCUCAACAUCGCCAUGUUCAAUCCUUUGUUCGUUUUCCUAUUAGAAGCAGCAGCAGUGAUGGCAAUAACAAUGCAACCAGCAGCAUAAAUGAUAAUGGCAACGAAUCACAACCCAUAACACCACCAAUAACACCACCAAACACGUUGGAGAUUCGAUACAGAAGACGUUCAUCUAAACGAAGAAAGCAGAAGGAAGAAGAAAUGCUUAAUGCCGCAAAACAAGUUGCCAAGGCUAAGCCGCCGCCUAAGGAUUGGGAAUCCAUGACUCUGACUGAGAAAGCAUUGGAGUUGUAUGUGGGAGAAAAGGGUCUUUUGUUUUGGCUCAACAAAUUUGCUUAUGCUUCUAUUUUUAUUAUAAUUGGGGCUUGGAUACUAUUCCGAUUUGUUGGUCCUGCACUAAACCUUUACCAGCUGGAUACUCCUACUCCUCUUGCCCCUGAAUCCAUGUUCACAGGUUCAGGCGAGAAACCUUGACUAUUGGAAAGUUCAACGUUGAGGGGAGAGCAAGAGGAAGAGACAUUUGUUCAGGGACCUUGGCCCAAAGAGAAGAAUUUCCCAGUUGUUCCCCUGUUUGCUUCUAAGUCCAAAUUUUGUAGUCUUGUAUGUAGCUCGAAAGUUAAAAGAGUUAAGCAAAUAAACAAGCCAAUACACUCUCCUGAAAACUAGUAUUGUAUUUCGUUUUUCUCUUUCACUAGCUAAAGGAGAACCUACAAAUCCAUCAAACUUAUUUUUCUCUUUUUAACCUGUGAGCUUAGUGGUAACCUUGCCUACUUCUCUUAUUCCAACGCAUAGAAAUUAUAGAAUAUGAUCUAAAGGUGUCAUGUACCUGCAUCUCGACAUUUUCAUAUGUUUCUAACUAGUAGUAUUUGUUUCUUUCUUAUUGGAACUACAAUUAUUUCUC
Molecule: messenger RNA, 1073 nt
Organism: Nicotiana tabacum (common tobacco)
Lineage: Eukaryota; Viridiplantae; Streptophyta; Magnoliopsida; Solanales; Solanaceae
Source: RefSeq, a predicted model, not a curated record